AUGAGCUCUAAAAAAGCGGCAGCAUUAGAUGAUAAAGAGAAGUCAUUAAAACAAAAAUAUGAAGAAAUUGAAAAAAAGUUAGAAAAAGAUAAGAAAGAAAAAGAAGAUGAACAAAGAUUAAAAUUAGAUGAAGCUAAAAAAAUAUUGGCAAAAAAAUUAGAACCCACAAAUUCAAGUGAUAACAAAGCAACUGGUUUCAAAAGACCGACAAUAAAUAAAACAAUAUCAAAUGGAAAUAUUAAUAAUAGUAAUGGUAAUAAUAGUUGUAAUAAUAGUAAUAGUAAUCAUAAUGGCCAAGAAAGAGAUGGAAUUAAAAGGUUUAGGUCAGAUAAUACAACCAACUUUGAAGAUGGUGAAUAUGAAGAACAAGUAAUGAAUGAUAAUAGAAAUAAUAAUAAUAAUAAUAAUUAUAAUAAUAGUAAUAAUAAUUAUAAAAAUGGAAAUGAAAAUGGAAAUGGAAAUGGAAAUGGAAAUGGAUCACCAUAUGGUAUGGUAGAAAGACAUAAACCACCGCCUUUUAAUUAUGAAAAUGGUGAAAAUAAUGAUAAUAAAUAUAAUAACAACAAUAAUAACAAUAAUAAUAACAAUAAUAAUAAUAAUAAUAAUAAUGGUUUUGAUAGGUCAAACCGUCCAAAUGGAUAUCAUCCAUAUGGUGGUGGUGGUGGUGGCAAUAAUUUUAGGAAUGGUAAUAGUAAUGGUGGUUUCCAACCAAGAGAAUAUUCACCAAAAAAUAAUUCAAACGCUAUUUUUGUAGGUGAUCUAACUCCAAUAGCCCAAGAACAAACAUUAAAUAAUAUUUUUAAAGAAUUUGGUGAAAUCACUUCAAUUAGAUUAUUUCCUUCUAGAGGGUUUGCAUUUGUUAAUUAUAAAGAUAGUGAAUCAUGUGUAAGAGCAAUCGCAGGUAUGAAUGGAGGUUUAGUUGAUGGUAAUCCAGUCAAAGUUGGUCAAUCAAGUGCUGGUUCCAAAAUUUACAGUAAUGGUGGUGCUAGUGGUCCAAGUAGAAGAAAUAUCAACUUUAAUAACAACUAUAAUUUACCAAUAAACCCAAACCCAUACCAACAAGCACCAUCAUCACUCCCAUAUAAUUAUAAUAAUAAUAACAAUAAUAAUAAUUACAAUAAUAAUAUUAAUAAUAAUAACACCAGCAGCAGUUAUAACAACUAUAAUUCAAACAAUGUUAAUAAUUCAAUUCAAUUUAGUCCAACCACAUCAAUUUCAAAUAGUGAAACUAUCUCCUCAAACAGUAAUUUACCAGUUGAUCAAGAUUAUUAUAAACCUGAAAAAUUCAUCCCAACUACCUCAGAAAAUAAUGAACAAAUAGAGAGAAAUGAUAGUGAAAAUUCCAAUGGAGAUGGUUAUGAUAACAUAAAUAGCGAAAAUCCUCGUAGACAACUUCCAAAAUAUGAAUAA
Messenger RNA from Dictyostelium discoideum AX4, 1410 nucleotides. RefSeq names its product RNA-binding region RNP-1 domain-containing protein. Bases 1 to 1410 code for a protein of 469 amino acids. The record is from RefSeq and is a predicted model, not a curated record. Gene Ontology annotation, molecular function: nucleic acid binding; RNA binding. The transcript has 4 exons. NCBI's taxonomy places the organism in Eukaryota, Evosea, Eumycetozoa, Dictyosteliales, Dictyosteliaceae.